AUGGGUGCGACAACAUACUGGAAAAGUCUCUCCCCCGCAAAACUUAAUUUUUGGAUCCAGGCGUUCUCGUUGAUCGCCAUAUUCUUCGAAGGCUAUGAUCAAGGUGUCAUGGGUGGUGUCAACUCGUCGCCUGAUUACGUCACUACCGUCAAGAUUGGAGAGCCCGAUGGCAGAGUGACCGAUGUGACCAAACAAGGUGGCAUCGUCUCUGUUUACUAUCUCGGUGCCAUUUUUGGGUGCUUUGCUGGUGGAUGGUUGGCGGACCGAGUAGGCCGAAUCAAUGGGACCUUUUGCGCGUCCUUCUUCGCCAUGAUCGGCGGCGCCCUACAGGCGGCCACUCAGUCGGCAGCCAUGAUUAUCGUCGCUCGAAUCAUCACUGGCAUCGGGACGGGUGCUCUGACAGCUAUCAUCCCGGUUUACGUAUCAGAAACAUCGACAAGCCACGGGCGUGGCCGCUUCCUCGGCCUUGUUUUUAUCGCCAACUACUUGGGAAUAGCGAUUGCCUACUGGCUCGACUUUGGUCUAAGCUUUGUGAAGGGUCCAAAUGGUCUCGCUGGAACAUCUUCAGUCAGGUGGAGAUUUCUGCUAGCCUUUCAAUGCUUUCCGGCCAUCCUCUUGGCUCUCGGUAUCAAGCUCUUGCCCGACUCUCCGCGAUACUACAUCUCCUCUGGUCAAAAAGACAAGGCCCUCGAGGUCUUGACUCAUGUCAGGGGCAGUCGGACGCCGAGUGCAGAGAUCGAUCGAGAAUUCAAGGAAAUGGUUGCGGUCAGCUCUCAAGUCAAGCCGGCGAAUCCAUUUGAAUUUACCAAAAUUCUCUUUGGUCGCUCGGAUAGCCCGGCGCCACACUUGGCGAGGCGGGCAUGGCUGUGCUUGUGGUUACAGAUCAUGGCUUCGUAUACCGCUAUUACCGCCGUGACUGCGUAUGCGCCAAUCCUUCUCAGCGCUGCUGGCUAUUCCAUGAUCAAGCAGAAUGGCCUCGCUGGGGGCCUGUCCACCGUGGGCAUCGUUGGGACGAUCAUCUCUGCAUACGUCGUUGACAGAUUUGGCCGUCGUCGAUGUCUCAUGGCAGGUGCUCUCGGCCUCGUGGUCGUCAACGCCGUUGCUGGAGGUCUUUACGAGGCCUCACGCCGCAACUCCGACUCUGCUGCCAGGAUUGCCCCCGCAGCGGUGACCAUGUUGUUCCUGUUCAAUCUCAUUUACGCGUCAACUUGGGGCACAGUCGCAUUCCUGAUACCUACAGAAAUAUUUCCCUCCGAGAUGCGAGCUCAAGGAAAUGGGUUUGGCGUGACUGGAUGGGCGAUUGGAGUGGGCACCACGACGUUGGCAAAUCCCAGCAUCUUUGCGCAAUUGCAGAAUCGAGCGUACUUUCUCUUCGCCGGGCUCAACCUGCUGUGGAUCAUUGUCGUUUGGUUGUUCUACCCCGAGACAAAGGACAGAUCACUCGAAGCGAUCAACAUCUUGUUCAUACCCUCGUCGCCGCUCAAUGCAGCGGCGGAGAAAUCGUGGAGAGAGCAUGGGGACGGUGACGUGCUACAUCAUGGCCCACCUGCAAGUGACUUAGAGGGAAAGUAUGCGCAUCAACAGAUUGCAUGA
This is a messenger RNA of Kockovaella imperatae, 1593 nucleotides long. RefSeq names its product major facilitator superfamily transporter sugar. Bases 1 to 1593 code for a protein of 530 amino acids. The record is from RefSeq and is a predicted model, not a curated record. Gene Ontology annotation, molecular function: carbohydrate:proton symporter activity. Gene Ontology annotation, biological process: transmembrane transport; carbohydrate transport. NCBI's taxonomy places the organism in Eukaryota, Fungi, Basidiomycota, Tremellomycetes, Tremellales, Cuniculitremaceae. The transcript is spliced from 3 exons. Gene Ontology annotation, cellular component: membrane.